Messenger RNA from Podarcis lilfordi (Lilford's wall lizard), 10842 nucleotides. Lineage: Eukaryota; Metazoa; Chordata; Lepidosauria; Squamata; Lacertidae. The record is from the annotation of a GenBank genome assembly.
GAAGCGCGCGCGCAUGCGUGCUUGGUCAGGCGUACUCGGAGCGGGUUCGUGGGUCGCCGGCUGCUGCGGGGAAAGGCGGGGAGUGGGGGGCGGCUGUGCUGCGGGGGCACGCACGCACGCAGGCGCGCACCCGUCUCUGGAUCCGCCAUGGCAGGAUCCGCGCAGGGGCCGCUCGGGAGGUUGCGGCACCUGUGCGGCCGCUACCAGGACUACGUGAAGCGACACCCGGCGGCCACAGCUCAGCUGGAGAGCACCGUGCGCGGCCUCUCUUACCUGUUGCCAGGUAGGCGGGGGGGGCGAGCCGGGGAGACCGAAGCCGGGGGGGGGGGGCGUUGAGGAAUCCCAGCUCCCUUUCUCCAACGCAGAGUCGCCGCGGGGAAAGGUUUGCCAUUUACCUCCCCACCCCCCGGCAGAAGAUGGUGUGGGCGCGGCUUCAGAGCUGCGCGGCCGGCAGAAUUCCCUGGAAGGAAGCCCUUCACGCCCACUCCCUUUCCCCGCUUCUGUGUCCUGCCUUUUAUGUUGCAAACUUGAGGGCAGGAGUUGUCUUGCAUGUUAUUUAUCUCUUUUGGCCAAAGAGUACAGUGAAAGUGCUUUAAAUCAAUAACUGAUCAGCCAGUGGCUUAUCACCACAUCUUGGGAAAGUAAAUUUCAUUAGUUAAUAGUGUAUCGUGUGGAAAAACUACUCUCCUUUGCCCUGAAUUUACUACCAAUCAGUUUCACUGCCUGGCCUCUACCUCCUUGCAUUAUGAGAUGGGGUGGGGAAGUAUCUCCUCUCUGUGUACUAUUAUCAUUUGAUAAGCUUUAGUUGCCUUUUUUCUAGACUAAAAACUUCAAAUACUUUGACUUAUACUUGAAGGGAAGGUAUUCCAACACUUUAAUAUUUUUGGUUGCCCCUCUGCCAUGCCCUUCUUAAGUCUGGAUACAAAGAACAGUGUUCCUGAAGUGAAAGCACUAUUUGUUUGUAUAAAGUCGUUAUAAUACAUUAACAUUUUCUGUUAAACCUAUUAAUCCCAAACAAAACAAAAAAAAUCUUAAUUUUUCACUUAUGUUGACAUAGCAGCAAAAUCCCAAGGUACCUUUGUUAGGUAGACAUAGGCAGCUCAGAUCCCAUAUUGCCUCAAUGUCUAUCACUUUAUAACUAUUUGCGCUGCAUUUCCUUUGCCAUUUUGUUUUCUGUUGUGGACAAAUGAUUUUGGAGUUUUUCAUGGUCUGUUUGACUUUUCACCACACUUGAAUAAUUUGCUAUCAUCUGCAAACUUGGCUGCCUCAUUGGAUAAUAUAUAAAUAAGUUAAAGUUCCCAAUACUUAUCCCAGUUCAGAUGCUUGGAGAGCCUCUCUGUUGUGACAACUGUUGUUCCUACCAUCUGCUUCCUAUUCUUGCACCAUUUCCCACUCCACAAGUGGACCUGUCCUCUGGUUCCAUACUUCCAUAUUUUAUCAGUUAGGGUGGUGAUGGAACCAAAUGAUAACCAUCACCUGACUAUAAGUUGCAGUAUACCUGGUCAAGAGAACAUCUGAAACAAAAAUAAAAUAAUUUGCUCAUUGUUCAUCAGAAAAAAACAAUAUUUUUAACCUAAUUAUGACUAUUUUGUUUAAACCAUAAUUUACAGUGGCCCCAGUGUCUGUCAAAUAUAAAGGAAAAUCUGGGAUUACAUUCCUACAAUGCUAUGGCAAAAAGACUCAAAUUGGAGAAUUGUCAUCUGUCAUUUACCUAUAGGACGUGUCUCCUCUUGUUGAUGAAACUGCAGUGCAGCUCUGUAUUGGUUAAGAAGAUGCAGAGUAGAUGUAGGCUUCUGUGGGAAAUUUUAACCUCCAGGCUGAUUGAGCAACAGGGUAGCAUAUUUGUGUAAGAAUUGCAUCAAAGCCUUUCCCUCAGAAGACCUGUUUGGACUGUUUUCAAAAGAGUGUGGAAUAUUGGCUCAUGUCUUCCUUAUGCUUAUUUUCCAGGUCGGUUUUCUGACUCUCAUGAACUGUCUGAGCUGGGUAAGUAGAGCUGGAGAUUGGCUGUGGGGUCCCAGACCUAUGCUAUGUUUUGCAAAUAAUGUCAUGCUUUGUUGGGAGAAGAUGACCUGAAGGAGGCCUUGUCUUAAGGAGAAAGAUUUAAUGCAUAGCCAAGAUUUCCCAGUGGUUGCUGAAAGUUUUGGUGCAGAGUAAAUGAGCUUGGACUGGGGAAAAACAAACAAACUUUUUCUUAUGAAAGCCUAUUGACCCAAAGGGAAAUGAUAAUAAUGUGGGCAGGGAGGCACACACACAGUUAUGAGGCAGAGGGUGUUCACUGUAGCGACCCCAGGGUUUAAAAUUCAUUGCUCCAUUAGACUGCCACACUAUAGACCUUUCAGAAUGAUCUGAAGGCUCACUUUUUUCACUUGAGGGUUUUAAAAAUUAUCAUACCGUUCUUGCUACUGGUUUUGAUGACAUUUUAGUAAUUCUCGGUGGACAUUUAUUAGUUACGGUACUAGUUUCCCAGUAAUUCAUCCUUAUUUUAUUGUAAUUUUGUGUUUUAAUGUAAGCCAUCUUGAAAGAGUUAGUUAAUAGUUUUUCUAGACUGCUCUUCAUCCAGAAGGAUUUCAGGACAGUGUACAAUAUAGUAGAACCUCUAAACUCAAAAAGAGGAGGUGGUCCUUUAAGUAUUUUGGUCUUAAGUCAUCUAGGGCCUUACAGGCUAACAUUACAAAUUGGGUGUGGUACCAGAGGCGGCCAGCAUAGUUCCUGAAGGCUAGAUAUAAUCUCACCUUGCUGUAAUGUUCAAUAAUCCAGUGGUGGCAUUCUGCACACGCUGCAAUUUUCAGGCCAUUUUCAAUGGGAUCCCCAAGUAGAGUGCAUUACAACAAUUUGUUCUUGAGUUCACUGUGCCCAAGCUAUCCUAAUCCAGGAAGGGGGACACUUGGUGACUCAUCCAGAACUCUGGGGCUCAAGCAGUUGGAACAAGGAGUACUCACAAACUACCAAUCAUCUCUGUGAACUUCAUCUAGAAGAGGUUUUCUCUGCAACUUCCAGACACAAUAACUGCCUACCAACAGUGCUUUCAUCUUGUUGGGUUUCAGUUCACUCUCAAGUCAGUGUAUAAAUACAUUAAAUAAAUAAAUGGUAAUGGUGAAUGUUUUCUGAUGCCCUAGGCAACUGCCAGCAAAUGGCUAGUUUCACUCCAUUAAAUUGAUGUUCAGAUCCUGUAUGUCUAAGCCAUUUAUAUCUAAUUAAAAACAAGCAAAUUACUGUCUGUUUUGUAUCUGAUUUGCUUCUGCUCAUUCUUUCUUGCAACAGCCAUCCUACUUCAAUAAGGCCAGAAUAUUUGCCAGGUGCUAGCAGCCUAGCUCAGGUCAAAGGUAUUAUGAAGACUAUAAGCAAACAUCCAUUCUGAAAUAGCAUUUAUGGUGAUAAAGAUAUACCAUCUGAUAGCAUCAUGCCAAGGGCAAGAAUGAAUGGACCUGUUUACCACACACACUCAUUGCACCAGAUUAUGGAAGAGAGCCAAGGCUACCUAUGUGCAACUGAGAAAGUUGCAUAAUUGUGAAGACCUGCCCAGAGAUGGCAAUGCUCACUUUACCUUCAGGAUGCCUCUCCUUCAAAAAAAAGGUUGUUUGAUUAAAUCAGUGUCCUCUUCUAAUCAGUGGCCUUUUUCUUUUCCUGGUUAUAAGCAGUAAUUCUUCCUGUGCCUUUUCUACCUUUUCCUUUCUCAGUUUAUUCUGCCUCCAAUUUGCUGGUGCUGUUGAAUGACUGGAUCCUUCGGAAAGAGCUGCAGCCCCCUCUUUCUGCGGUAAGAAUCUUUUCUAUGCAAGAGAAGAGGCAGGUGGGGUACAAUCCCUGUCUCCCAUGCCAAGGACUAGAAUGUUGCGCCUGGAUUUUAUCCUGUUGGCAAUAGAUUCUGAAGUUGCUGCUAUCUGGUUGAAUCUUGGGCAUCUGCCAGCCCUUGUCUGCUUGCGCCACAACAUUCUGGAAGGUUGAUGAAAGUUACAGUGGCCUCCAGGAAUACUGCUGGCUUAUACUGUGAGUGACACCAGUUUCUUGAGCCAUUCAAAAUCCAACUCUUUCUUUACCUGGUGUGCACCACAUGAACUCUGGCCUCUAUGUAAUUCCCUUUGAGGAUUGGGGUGGGGGUGCGGGUGCGGGUGAAGGAGCCCAAUUGAUCUUUCACUGAAAUCAAUAUAUUCUUUAGGAUCUUCUUCCAUUUCAGUUGUGGUGGUAGAACAGAAAGCAUCAGGCCCUGCUGAGUUUAAAGGAGAGUUUGAGGACAUGGGGUAGCAUUGAAGGUUUGGAGACAAAGGGAGCAGGUUGCUCAGUCAUCAGGGGACCGACAAAAUAAAUGAUGAUGAUAAUUAAUAAUUUUAUUAUUUAUACCCCUGUGAUUAUAAGAAUUUGUGUAGCUCAGUUGUGCAGUCCUGAGCAUUUUGACUCACCAAGCAGUCCCGCUCACUAUUGUGGGAUGGAAUUUUUUUUCCAGUCCUUCAUUUUUCUGUGGAAAGCUUUCUAUUUUCAUAAACUCAUUAUUAAUGAUUAAAUGGAUGCCAAUUACAAAUAUAGUAUAAGGCAAACUUGGCAGUUUCAAUGUGUUUUGUUUACUAAGCACAAGUAGAAUAAACACGUUAAAUUAGAUCGCUCUCUAGGGCAUGAGAAAAUUUUCCAGUGCCAACUAUUUUUUAUGCAAAUUACAUUAAUUUGUAUAUGUUUUUCCCAUCUUGAAAUUUUUUGAAAAAUCCACAUCACGGGUUCUGCUGUGUUCAAGAGAGCUUACUCCCUAGUCUUCUUUAAGAUUGCAGGCUCUUACUGUUCUGCUUCUUAUGGUCAUGAGAAAUAUGUUGCUGAUUAAAGAUCCAGCUAAUCCAGCCUUUGCCAAGCUGAGGCUCUCCAGAUGUUUUGGACCAGAUGUUUUGCACCAGCCCUAGUCAGCACAUGACAUGCCCCAGGUUGGUGAAGGCUGAUUUGAUCCAAUGUUGUAAAACAGUGACUUCCCAGCAGAGAUCUGUAAGCAGGGAAUGAGAAAGGUAGCCAUCCUCUGUUACUUACCCCCACCAUGUGUCCCAAGAGACUUUUUGCUAACUUAUUUGUCAGGAAAGCUUGAGUUCGGCUAACCUCUCUACCUGCAGGCAAACACAACUGUGGCACACAGAUCUUUGUUGUUGUGUGAUUGAUGAGCCUGUGCGACGGUAUUUAAAGCUGGUAGGGCCACUGGAAUCCAGCUGGUUCCCUUACUUCCCUUUGUAUGAGGGACUCUUGAUCCAUUCCUCCUCUCAGCCCCCGCAGAGUCACCUUGCUACAGCUUUGGCUAUGCCUUGAAGCUGGUCGCAUCAUGUUGUCUCUCACUUGCCUCUUGCUUUGCAGGCACUUCCCCAGCAGAAACUGUUGACAUGGCUGAGUGUCAUCGAAUGCGUGGAGGUCUUUGCCGAGAUGGGGGCUGCCAAGGUGUGGGGUGAGACUGGCCGGUGGGCCAUCAUUGUCCUCAUCCAGCUGGCCAAGUGAGUGUUCAAUGGAGAGGAACUAUUGCACCUUGUGAAUCCCAAGGAUGAAAAUGUGAAUCCUUUGGUGGGAGGCGGGGGAAAGAGACCCUUUUUGGAACCUUGAUUGUUAGGGUUAAUGUGCCACAAUAAAGUGGUACCUCUGGUUACGAACGCUUCAGGUUACGAGCUCCGCUAACCCAGAAGUAGCUGCUCCUGGUUGUGAACUUUGCCCCAGAAUGUAAACAGAAAUCAUGCACCUUUGGCACAUGGGCAGCGGGGAGGCCCCAUUAGCGAAAGCGCGCCUCAGGAUAAGAAUGGACCUCUGGAACGAAUUAGGUUCGUAACCAGAGGUACCACUGUACUCUAGGUUGGGCACUUCCUGCAUGACACUGAGAGCACUGUUCUAGUUUUACAAUGUUCCCUAGUUGCAGUGUUCCAUCAUGGGACUGGAUUGGGUCAUUGUACUCAGAUAGCACCUUGUUCCAACUGGGCCUGCCCAAGGAGCUGUAUGCCUUUGGGAUUCCUUCAGUUACAGUUCCCCAGCUGCAUCCCUCACUUGAUUGCUGUCUUAACUCUUCCUUCUCCUCCAGUGAUUGUAGCUGGAACUUCUGGUAACAGCAGCAACCUGACGGGAACCUCACUGUACACAUAUCACUGAACAGGGUUGCAAAUGCAAGGUUGCAUGAAUGGUCCUGUGAUGGCAAAUCGGAGAGCUGUAUCUUUCUACCGCCUUGGCAGUGAAGCGUCUAGUGUGCGCCUGGCAUUUAUAGCCCUUGAUUUGCUUUAACCCACAGGGCCAUCUUGCGCCUCCUGCUCUUGCUGUGGUACAAAACUGGCAUCCAGACAUCUCCUCCUAUUGUGCCUCUAGACAGAAGGCAGUCAUUGCAGCAGAAAGGUGAGUCAGGUGCAUGGUAGAUUGCAACCACUUUGGCUUUAGUCAGGAAGGAAGUUCCAAAUGCCGGCCAACUGAUUGACUAGGUUUGAGAAAAGGAAGGCUUUGUGUAACCUGAGCAGCAGAAAAUCUUUGUCAUUUCACCACAUGUUCAUCUCGGUUUUUGCAAACUCUUUCGCAGACUGUUGAACUCCCUAUGGCCCUUUAGCUGUUGCUGGACUCACAUCAGCCCCAGCCAGCAUAGCCCAUUGGUCAGGGAUGAUGAGAGAUUAUAGCCCAAAAACAUCUAGAGGGCAUCUCAUUGGCUAGCCCUGUUUUUAGGCUUUAGCUUGUGGCAUGAUGUGCCUGGGACUUGCAGUCUUCCUCCCUGUUAGAAAAUUUGAAGAGCAUUUUCUGGUGCCCUGUCCAGGCUUUUCUUUAGUGUCAGCAGUCUGCAGAGGGUCACAUUUCUCCUCAGACUUAAUGUAUCCUCAAGCCUGUGAGUCUGCUGUUCUGUUUCAAUGAAUGUGCUAACCUGAACAGAUCAUGAACUGGAGUGGAGGAGGGCUUUCCCCCUGCCCCUUACUGUGGUCUUAUUUACCUGUCUCCUGACAGAUAUGGAGGUAAACUCAAUAGGGAAGGAGCGGAUAUAUGUGGGGAAGCGCUGUAGCCGUGUUGUGAGAUCUCUCGAUAGCAGUGAGUAUCUUUCUCGUUUGUCUCCCAUGUUACACCUACGGUAGAACUAGGUUUCUGCAUGUGUUGCCAGGUCGCAAAUGUAAAGUGUGCACAUGUAUACAUGUACUCAGACACACAAGGGCAUCUCCAUAAACGGCAGCAGUUUUCGACAUACCAGUACAAAAAGGGUUUAGAUAGUUUAAAUUAUUUUAUUUUAUUUUAAACUGUAUUGUUUUAACAGAUUGAUAGCUGGCUGCCCUGGGGUCUUUGGGAGGAAGGUUAGGAUAGAAAUUAAAUAAGUUGUUGCACAAGUACAGAGAAUGCAGACAUUCUGCUGAUGGCUGAAGGCAGCCCUGUUUAGGGAAGCUUUUAAUGUUUAACAGACCAUUGUAUUUUAAUAUUUUGUUGGAAGCUGCCCAGAGUGGCUGGGGAAACCCAGCCAGAUGGGCAGGGUAUAAAUAAUAAAUUGUUGUUGUUGUUGUUGUUGUUACUCAUCCAAAGUAUGAUACCCAUGAAAAGCUGAGUCUUUUUCUUUCUUCCUUUUUAAUUUUAGCCCCAUCCCUGCACUCCAGACAUUGGGGAGCACCUCAGCAAAGGGAGGAGAAGCAGAACCGAAGAGCAAUGGAGACAGACCAGCUGCCAACCCCUUUGAGCGCCCAGGAAACAGUUGCUGAGUCCAUCUACAUUACCCGCCCGUUGCUCCACUGUAUCCUCCCUGCAGUGUAUCCUGUGCGCCACCAGAGAGAGCUGCAGCCCCAGUGUGGAGCAUCAUGGCCCUUAAUGCUGAGCGGGUCUUGACUCCUGGGCAAACUCUUGGAGGCUUUGCUUCAGUCAGUGGGCCUGAAGAUCUGCCCCAAUUAACGUCCCCUGUUAUUCUGAACCUGCUUUAAUUUUUGCUGCUGUAGCCCCCAUGGGCUCAUGAGACGGCUGGGAAGUCUUUCUGCUUCUAUAGUUUUUUGCCUGUUGUCUGUUCAGUUCCUUAACUCUUGCACAUAGUGGUGAGCGUAGGCUUAUGGGGACAGAGAUCGUGGAGACCCUGGCUCCUUUCAGCAGUCUUGGAUAUCUCAAGGUCAGUUGGGAUAAAAGCAUUUCAUCAUCCUGGAUCCAUUUUCUUUCACCUUGAAUUUUUUGUAAAAUGUUGAUUACCUGGUUGUUUUUACUCCACUAGUGGUGUGCCUCUCUGCAGCUUCAGGGGGAGAAGCAGCCCCGCUGUGAGGAGCUGGCAGGAAAAGGAGGGCUUUAUCUUUCAUGGCAGAGGCUGCCGGGUUGUCCUCCUGUCCCGUUUGUUUGUUUGUUUAAUUUUAUUUAUACCCCACCCUCCCCGGCCAAGACCAGGCUCAGGGCGGCUAACAUCAAGUAUAAAAACAAUCGAUUAAAAUACAACUUAAAAUGCAGCCUCAUUUCAGUGGAAGCCCAGAUCAAAAACUGUUUGUGGGAAGAAAACGUCAAAUCUUCACCAAGGUCAACUAUCCAGACUGGUCCUACGUGGGCCAGAAAAAAGCAAAAAGCCAGGGAAGUCCCCAAUUAGGGGUUCCAUCACAGAAGGAAAAGGAAAGAGGGGGAGGGGAUCAGGCUGAUUCCAAGCCAAAGGCCAGGUGGAACAACUCUGUCUUACAGGCCCUGCUCUCUGAGAGAUGGUACCAGGCUUCCUUUGAACCAGGGUGCACCUCUGGAACUCAUUUUCAACAGCAGGACUCAACUUUGGAACAUAAAAGUGGGAAGGGGAUAGUGAGAAACAGAGGGAGGGAGUGUGUGUUUGUCAAAUUCCUCACCACUUAGAUUAGGAGGAAUAUCGUUCAGGUCAACAAGUACUAUUCUCAGGCAGGCUUGACGCCUAGUUGCGCUCCUGUUUUUUAAAAAAUGAUUCAGAGAAUCAUUUUAAAAAAUGAUUGGGAGAAUAGCUUGGCACUCCACACACACAUAUCCAGUGCCUUGUGAUUUCUCUGCUUUCCCUUCUGCAGUUUGAGUUUACUGAGUGACAUGAAAGAUCUCAACAAGCGCGAGCGUGUGGAGCUGAGGCGUCGGACUCUCCUGCUGCUGUACUACCUGCUGAGAUCUCCUUUCUAUGAUAGAUACUCUGAGUAAGACUGCCUGGCUGCCUUCUUUUCAACCGUAUUAAAAUCCCCACCCCCAUAAGGAGACCUCUGGAUUUCUAAAAGAGAAACCCGUGGCUUGUGAGCAUUCAGCACCCAAACGGGUUUUGUCUGUAAGCUCCAUUCCAAGAGUCCCAUUCCCAUUGGGAAGGAAGCCAUUCUCAUGGGCUCAUCUGAGGUGUUUUUUCUCUUUCUCUCUCUCUCUGUGUUCCUUCAGGGGCAGGAUCCUCUUUCUGCUGCGCCUGCUGGCAGAUUACGUCCCUGGAGUUGGCUUAGUCACUCGUAAGUAGCUGACUGCUGUGAUUGGUCUUUUUAAAGGAAGCUGAUAAAGGUUAAGGAGACCGUAGGGAGAAUCCUCCAUUGGUUUUGGGAUAACCAGUUCAAGGGGCUUUCAACUCGGCACGUGCUUAGAUGAGGGGUAUUCAAGGAUAGCAGCAGGGCUAGAAGAUCUCCAAAUUUUAAAAGUUGGCACUAGGAUCUGUGAAGCUGAAAUGUCUCUUCAAAGACUUUAGGUGUGGCUACUAAAAAUGCUUUGCUGCUGUUGUCUACUAUUGUCACAUACGUAUCUCCACAGCUUAAAAAGAUGCUGGUGCACAUUUGAAUAAAAUGUAUAUUCUCUUUUAGUAGGAUACAUCAAUCCUCCAUAUACUUGGUGAUUGUUUCCUUCACUGUUUAUAUCUAGCUUGGGCGCUAAUAUUUCAUUAAAAUCUCCUCCUAUUAUUAGUACAGUGUUGGUGGGGGUGCAGUCAGGGAACCAUCAGAGCAGCAUGUAGCGGGAGGAAGACAAGAUUGUUCCUUCAGUGUAAGCAAUUCUGCUUGCCUGACCAAAGCAUCUCAGUGCUACAUUGAAUGCUGCUCACUGUUUUGAUACUUGCUUUUAAAAAAUGUACAUGUUUUGAUGCAGGCAUGGCUUACAAAUUGUCUGAAUAAAUAGCAACUUUUAGGAGUUGACAGUGGGGAUUCUGUGCAGAAUCUAGACUGUUGAGCAACACAGGAAUAGCAGUUAUUAUUGGUCAGUUUUCCUUCUCCAAACAUCUUUUCUGUCAAGACAAAGGGGGUCUCUGCACAGGACCCCUUCCUGAGAUAUAUUUCAUAUCAGUCCUUCCUUUAGAUAUAUGAAUAUUGGAACUCUUUUCUUGCCCUAUGAAUAGCCCUCCACAUCCUUUAUUUCAUAUGCCCCAUCUGUGAUUUCAGAACUUAGGAUGUUGGCUGGGAAGGGGCAGUUGUGGAAGCAAAUGUUGGCAAGUUAAUUUCUCACAUGUUGCUUUAAGGUCUUCCAGUUCAUUUUCACAUUUUUCUCCCUUCUUCAUUUCAGGGCCACUGAUGGACUACUUGCCAGCCUGGCAGAAAAUUUAUUUCUACAACUGGGGUUGAUUUGGCCUCAGCUCAGGUUAUUGCAGCCAGAGGGCGCUCCGGCUAAAAGCAGAAGCUUGUGGUGGUAGGAUGACUUUAUACAGCGGGAGGCAACCUUGAGACUUUAAAGAACAGCAGCAGCAGCAACAACACAACAUGUGUCUUUCUAUGGCUUAUGCUAAUGAUUACUGAGAGAAGAGUAAGGGCUCUUCUGACAUCUUUUUUUUUUAAUGUAUCUCCCUGUGAACUAAGAAUGCUACAAAGAGUAGGUCUUAAAGUUCCUAUGCUACUCCUCUCUCCAUUCUGAAUUAUGGUUUUGAAUCUCAUGGGGGCUGUGGAGGGGGACCCUUUUUUUUGGUAUGUAUUUUCUAUGGCUAUGAAUGAAUAAAGCCGGGAGUCGGCAGUGCUUUUGGGCUAA